AUGAUUGAUAUUAAGAGCCGCGCUAAGCUGAAUCAAGCCUACUUCGGUUUUAACGGACAGGAGAAAAGCUUCCGCGGAUCCUUUGAUGCAUCCACUACAUCUGUACAUACUCUAGAAAUAUCAUUGCCAUCAGACAACCUGCUUCUAGCGUGUCAACGUGUAUCCCGUACACCUAGCAGACGACAAAUGAGGCUGUUUACACCGCUCAAGUCGACAAUUUCAACGGCAUGCGCCUCUCAUCACGGCAUGUUGUCGGCCGUUCUGCGGAGACGUCAAUUGCUUUCUACCAGGAGUUCUGGUGUUUAUAGUGCUUUUCGACAGCGGAGAGUGGUGCAUACUAUCUUCUCCAACCCAUUGGUAGGAAAUACAGAUGGUUGGAGAUGUAACAACACAAAUCCAUUUCUUCAGCCCAGAGUAGUCACCCUCAACCAAAAGCGACGAAACGGAAGCACGAAUUCACCGCCGGAUAAGCCAGAAAAAGAAUUAAAAUUAAAGCCCAAGUCAAAAUUACUAUCUCGGCUACCAGUGCCCGUGCAUGAAAACAUUUACACAGUACCCAACAUCCUGACAUUUUCACGACUACUUGCUGCACCUGCUGUUGGUUACCUACUAGUCCAUAACCAUCACACAGCUGCAUUAUCUCUUUUCGCGUAUGCCGGCAUCACAGACCUGAUAGAUGGGUAUAUCGCUCGACGAUACAACCUGCAAACUGUCGUGGGAACCAUUAUCGAUCCAGCAGCGGACAAAUUAUUGAUGACGAUUAGUGUUGUCUGUCUGGCAUUAAAUGGGUGGAUGCCUGCAUGGCUGGCCGUUCUGAUCCUUGGCCGAGACGUCGGUCUCAGCAUCUCGGCUAUAUAUUACCGAUGGAUAUCACUUCCUCCACCAAAAACCAUGGCACGAUAUUGGGACUUUUCCUUACCUUCUGCUGAAGUCAAACCAACAGCAAUCUCAAAAGUGAAUACAGCUUUGCAAUUACUCCUGGUCGGCUCGUCGAUAGCACUUCCUGUGCUUCCGGAAUCGUUGGCUGGGGCGUGGGGGUUGUAUAAUGGGCUUGUUGGGUUACAAUUACUCGUCGCAGCUACCACCGUCUGGUCCGGAUUGAGCUAUGUCUUUUCCAAAGAUGCGGUCAAGAUUCUGUCAGACAAAGAAAUUCAGCAACGCAUUGCUCGUGCUAGCAAAAAUGAUAAAAAAUAGCCUGACCUUCAUGCCAUUGACACAUCCAUUUUACUAUGAACAAUCCUAUACCAUCUAUACUCUAAGCUAGUUAACACGGUUACUUCUCUCUUAUUGUCUCUUUGAUAUAACACGACAACGUCUUUGUGACACUCUCAUUAGCAGAAUACCCCCGAACCUUAGUUCAGUGACGAGUUUACUCUGAUCUGGCUACCCUUCAAGCAAAGAUUUACGACACCUACACUGCGAAUGAAAAAACUCGUAUGUUUGGUUACGC
This is a messenger RNA of Talaromyces stipitatus ATCC 10500, 1450 nucleotides long. RefSeq names its product phosphatidyl synthase. Bases 1 to 1194 code for a protein of 397 amino acids. The record is from RefSeq and is a predicted model, not a curated record. The transcript has 7 exons. Gene Ontology annotation, cellular component: mitochondrion; membrane. Lineage: Eukaryota; Fungi; Ascomycota; Eurotiomycetes; Eurotiales; Trichocomaceae. Gene Ontology annotation, biological process: cardiolipin biosynthetic process. Gene Ontology annotation, molecular function: cardiolipin synthase activity.